Rhipicephalus sanguineus (brown dog tick) is the source of this 709-nucleotide messenger RNA. RefSeq lists its product as uncharacterized. The record is from RefSeq and is a predicted model, not a curated record. Bases 341 to 709 code for a protein of 122 amino acids. Lineage: Eukaryota; Metazoa; Arthropoda; Arachnida; Ixodida; Ixodidae. Gene Ontology annotation, biological process: regulation of mitotic spindle organization; regulation of mitotic nuclear division; activation of protein kinase activity. Gene Ontology annotation, molecular function: protein kinase binding. The transcript has 3 exons. Gene Ontology annotation, cellular component: nucleus; cytoplasm.
GGGAUGGCGCAUGGCACAACAAUAGAUAUGCAGGGGCAUGCCGGGCCGGCUCACGCGUGUUGAACCGUUCAAGCGCCGAUGACAGGGGCUUUCCCGCUACCCGAUACAUCCCAGUGGCGUCUGCACGUCCAACUCUCAGCCCGCUAGCAGCGUCCCACUGUGGAACUUGCCAUCGGCGAAAAAACAUGCGCCUUUCCCCGUCAACGACUUCCUGACAUUCGUUGCUGCGUUUUGCUGCUGCAAGUCUCCGCUGCUGUGCUCUGCGUGGACGAAGCACAGCGAGGAGUCGCUGCACUGUACCUGAAAAGACUGCAGGCAGUUUCAGGGGCGGUGCUCAACGAUGAGCGAAUUCAAGCAGUCUUUCGUGCGCGGAAGCGCUAGCAGCAGUGACGUGGCCACCAGUGCCGAGGACGCAGGCACCUCUUCAAGCGGCCCCGGCUCCCCACUCAGUCGCAGUAGCGCGCUGGCCGGCGUGGCGCUACUGGCGACGCCCAGCGGUUGUGGCAGCAGCAGCAUUACCAAUCCCUUCGACGUGGAGCCGGAGCAACUCACUCAGCCGUCCUGUUCGCCGUCCAUGUUCUUGUCGAGGAGUCGCCAGACACCGGGAUCGCGCCGGUCGUUUCGGUGGUCGAUUGAGCAGAUGGCCGGCUUGUGGCCCGUAAACAUAGAAGAGGAGCAAGAGCCUAGUCUUCCACAGCCUGCUAGGUAA